Molecule: messenger RNA, 690 nt
Organism: Neurospora crassa OR74A
Lineage: Eukaryota; Fungi; Ascomycota; Sordariomycetes; Sordariales; Sordariaceae
Exons: 1
Coding region: 1-690 (229 amino acids)
Source: RefSeq, a predicted model, not a curated record
AUGUCUUCCCUUGGUAGCUCGUCAUUCGAACCCCCCACCACUCCUUCCUUCUCCCUUCCCACCAUCACUGAGCAUGCGACUGCUCCUGCCACUCCAGUUGGAGGCAGUCUCAUUCCAGCCAGGGAUAAAGAUGUCCAUCUCGAAUUUGGAGUAAACAGCCUUGCCGGCCAGGAACAAGAGAGCGUUGAAGACAUAGAAAUGGGCGAAGACGCUCAAACAAGCGAUGAUGCCGAGAUGGAAGAUGUUGCUAGCACCGCAGACGUGCUCUCAGCAGCUGUCUCAAGGACAGACACUCUCAGCCCUUUCGAGCCAACUCCCGUUGAUUCACGUGCACCUGGCGAUGUUCCAACAUUGAGUCCGAUCAAUGAACAAAGCGGACAUUGCUGCAAGGAUUCCCUAAGAGCAAGCGGCGAUCUGGAUGAGCCACGUACAUCAGUUGCAGAACCUCCCGAACGCGUCCAUGAUGCCUCUACGCCGCAAACUGAAACCAGCUCAGAAGUUGUUUCCGACUCCUCCGAAUCUGCCUGUACCUCUUGUCCCCAGGAAGCAAAAAAGCCUGCCCGUGAAGAUAAAACCGUGGUGAAGGUGUGCAAAGUCGCAAAAGAACCAAAAUGGGAGGUCCACGGAAUCCUGACUUCCGCCAUUCUUUCGGACGGCCUGCUGUACCAUCGGGUGUCCUGGAAGGGCUAG